CCCAAUCUUAAGUAAUUUUUCCACAGCUGAAACAAAUUAAUACAAAAGACACAAAGAAAUGAAGAGCUUUAUUUUAGCAUCUCUUCUUGCUUCACUUCUGCUGAUUCUGAUCAGCACCCCUGCCCAAGGCUGCAGUCCAAGCGGAAAACUCAAAGGAAAAAACCCCCCACCCGGCCAAUGCAACACAGGGGACGGCUCCGAGUGCUGUAAAAAGGGGAAAACCUACACCACUUACAAAUGUUCUCCUCCUGUCACUCAAAAAACCAAGGCAACUCUAACUCUAAACAGUUUUGAGAAAGGCAAAGACGGCGGUGGUCCAUCCGAAUGUGACAGUAAGUAUCAUGAUGACAAUACUCCUGUCGUGGCAUUGUCGACGGGUUGGUAUAAUGGAGGAUCAAGAUGCCUGAAAAAAAUCACUAUAAGUGCUAAUGGCCGAAGUGUAAAUGCUAAAGUUGUUGAUGAAUGUGAUUCGACUAUGGGAUGUGAUGAUGAACAUGACUAUCAGCCUCCUUGUGAUAAUAAUAUAGUGGAUGGAUCGAAAGCGGUUUGGAAGGCUUUGGGUCUGGAUGAGAAUAUUGGAGAGGUUGAUAUCACCUGGACUGAUGCUUAAGGAAUUAUGGUUAUGUUUUAUGUUUUAUCUUCUGACUAAAUAAGCUCAAAGUGAUCGCAUGUAAUUACUUGAGCACGCGUGACAACUAAUAAAGAUCGAGUUUAAUUGCUUUCCCGUCAAUAAACAUACAAGUAUCUGAAUA
This is a messenger RNA of Daucus carota subsp. sativus, 752 nucleotides long. RefSeq names its product kiwellin-1. The record is from RefSeq and is a predicted model, not a curated record. The transcript has a single exon. Bases 59 to 610 code for a protein of 183 amino acids. NCBI's taxonomy places the organism in Eukaryota, Viridiplantae, Streptophyta, Magnoliopsida, Apiales, Apiaceae.